AUGUGUCUAAUACUUUCUCUGAAAGUGAAGGCAUCGGAUUCGUGUAUGCAACUUCCAAGAAAGAACUUGCGACGACACAAGAUACUCUUUGCCCACAUAAUACUUUCUGCUCUUUGCCUGAAUCGUUCUUUGCUCUCGGUGUUCGACAGUCUAGCGAAGUCCGCGUGGAAAAUGUCUACCCACAAGAAGAAGACCAGGAAGUUGAGAGGACAUGUGAGCCACGGUCAUGGCCGUGUUGGAAAGCACAGGAAGCAUCCUGGAGGUCGUGGUAAUGCUGGCGGUAUGCAUCACCAUAGGAUAAACUUUGACAAAUACCAUCCAGGGUACUUCGGAAAGUUGGGUAUGAGGAAUUACCAUAUUCGUCGCAAUACUAAAUGGUGCCCGACGUUAAACUUGGAUAAGUUGUGGACUCUGGUCUCUGAAAAGCAAAGAUUAAAAUACAAAGCAGACCCUGAUGGCAAAGCCCCUGUCAUAGAUGUUGUGAGAGCUGGUUAUUACAAGGUUCUGGGAAAAGGUGUUCUUCCCAAGCAGCCUGUCAUUGUGAAAGCAAAAUUCUUCUCAAAGCGUGCUGAAGAAAAGAUUAAGAGUGUGGGUGGAGAAGAGAAAAUGGAAAAAAACAAUGAAUACUGGAAAAAUUGUGUCAACUGGCUUGUGAGAUGUGAAGUUUUAAGGCCAGACCACCAAACGCUGCAAAAUGGAGCACAUGUAGAAGAUUUGGCAUAUACAUUGAGAGAUGGUGUACUUUUAUGCUGUCUGAUUAAUAUUUUGGAACCGGACUGCAUUGAGAUGCAAAACGUCAAUUUGAAUCCACAGACAACAAGAUGUUUGUGCCUUCAGAAUAUUGAUAUAUUUUUAAAAGCCUGUCAUGAUAUUUUUGCCAUGAGGACUCAAGAUCUGUUUGAAUCUUCAAUGCUCUUUGACUUGACAGGGUUUCAUCAAGUACUUGUCACAUUGUCAAUACUUUCUAAUACUCCUAAAGCACGUGAAAGGACAUCUUAUGGGUUCAACAUUCCUCAACCUGAUGCAUUCAAUAAGUUGAAAAUAGGAGAAGUUGACAUUAGGCGUUCUAUUGAGUUAAGUGAAAAUGCAUCUCUAAGUACACAAAGGGAAUCUAUUCGCCAAGAUGCAAUAUAUGAAAAGCUUGUUACUGUGAAGCAAGAGAAGUCAGCACUUGUAAACAAAAAAAAAGAAAAAAGAGAUUUUAUUAUUGAAGAAAUUAUUUCAAAUGAAAAAUCCUAUCUUCAAGGUGUUUUGAAAACAGUUUUGGAAUCAUAUAUGAAGCCUUUAAAAACAAUAUUAAAUCCUUAUGAUACGAAAGCAAUUUUUGGUGAUUUGGAGAAGCUAACUGAACUUCAUGAAGAUUUGUAUAAAGAUUUACUUGAUGCUUUGUUACCAGAAAGUGAAUUAUUUGUGAGUGAAGUGUUUCUAAAGGGCUACCAUCGAUUCCUUAUAUAUGGAGAGUAUUGUGCUAAUUUACCAAGAGCACUAGAAUUGUUGAAAAGUAUUUCCAGUAACAAGGUGGACGUCAAAGAUAUGCUAAAUUUUGAAUGUGAUGAUUGGAAAGGUUUAUGGAGUGAAGGUGGAAAACAUGGACUAAUGGAGAGAAGUGAAGAUUCUACCUGUCAGGCCCAGCUGAAAAAAGGAAGAUUCUUCUUAAAUGACAUGUUGGUUGUUCCAAUGCAACAUGUUUUGAAAUAUCGCCUCCUUCUUGAAAGACUUAGCAGGGAAACUCCAGAUAAUCAUCCUGAAGCAGGUAUUCUCCAAAAAGCAUACGAAGCAAUGGUUGAUGUAAAUAAUUACGUGAAUGAUGUCAAACGUGACCGAGAAGCUCUACAGACUAUUGAAAAAAUUGAGAGUAGGAUUAUUGAUCUUCGAAUGCCUGGAAGUAAGACCCUUAAAGAUUUUGGCCGUCUCCACAAGGAUGAUGAAUUACGAAUAAAGUUUCCAGAUCAAAAAGUUGGAAACAGGUACAUUUUUAUCUUUGACCAAGUUCUGCUUAUAUGUAAAACUCUAAAGAAUGGCACCUAUGCCUGUCAGGAAGCUCUAAAUUUAGCUUCAUACAAAGUUAAAGAUAUGCAAGUUAACUCUCGCUGGGGUCAUCACUGGAGGCUUAUACACAAAAAUGAAAGGAUUGAAUAUGUCAUUCAUGCUCGAAAUGAAGAACAUAAACGUUCCUGGAUGCAAGCUAUUUUAGAAGCAUUAGACAAUAUAGAUCCCGUUGGAGCAAAAAAUAAUGACCACAGUUUUGUGAUGUGUACAUUCGAAAAACCAACAAUGUGUCAUUUAUGUGAAAAAUGUUUGAAAGGGCUAAUAAUGCAGGGUUAUUCUUGUCAUUACUGCAAGCUGGUUGUGCAUAAAUCUUGUAUAAAAGAUGUAGAUACUUGCACUGCUUCUCUUUCACCUUGUAUACUUCGAAGUGAGCUUCCUUCGCCGCCGUUCGCUGGCGUCGUCCACAGAAAAGACGCCGACGACGUUCUUCAAGUGAGGAGGCGCGGGACGUUCAUGCUGCGGAUACGCCCCAAACAUCUAAACAAUGCAACAGCCCCCGAGCGAACGGAAUUCGCUAUUAGUUUGAAAACUGUAACAUCUGUUGCUCAUAUGCUUAUCUUCAAGAAGAUGGCUCAAGGUGUACCUUUCUAUUAUUUGUCUGAAGCAAGAUCCUUUCCUACAAUUGUAGAGCUGAUCGACUUCUACAAACAUUGGCCACUACAAGAAAACUAUGAGGAGUUGGAUGAAGUAUUGAUUUUGCCAUACAACAUCAAUUCUGAGGCUGGAAUUUCUUCAGAGAACUUCAACACUGCAGGAGAGGAAACAGAAGAUGAAAAUGCUGACUAUUUAGAUAUGCAUGGAGCUCACGAAAAAAUUGAGACACAGCAUGAUUCAAGACAUGUUUUUAAUUUUCAGUGUGGUACUUCUGUACUAGAAUUAGAAAAUAAUAUGGGGAUUCAGAGUCCUGGACAGAAGAAAAGUGCUACAUUUGGAUAUGAAACAGAGGAUGACUCCAAUACUUCAGUUUCUUGUCAUCAGGAUUUUGUAUUGUAUUCACCGACUACUCUAAAUUCACAUUGUUCUCGUGAAUACAGUGAACGAUCAACACAGACUGAGAACAGUACUGUGAAUGAAAUAUGCGAAGAAGACAUUGAGAAAUUUGGAGAAUAUGUAGUUGCAGCUUUGAAACUUUUCAAGAAUUCACAUUCUCUUCGAGAACUUACAAAUGAAAUUCGGAAGUCUAUUAAUAACAGGCUUGAUAGUGAACUUGAUAGAGUGUAGAAAAAAAAUUACUAUUCUGUGAGGGAAAUUUCUAUUAUAUUGAAAAUGAAAUUGGUAAAUAAUUAUAUUGCAUUUAUAUUAUUGGAAGACAUUCUAAGAGUGAUGAAAAUGAGAGUCAAAUAAAGAGUAUAAGCAGCCUUACAGUAACUUGAGUGACAAUUCUUCAUCAAUGUUUGUGCUACUUAAACCAGUUGUAGAAUUGAAAGAAUUAUUUUUUCUUUUGUUUUGUAUAUAUCUAAAUUGAUAUUAUUUAUAAUUGUGUAAUUUAAUGUGUUAUUCAUAAAUAAACUAAAAGUAUGAGAAACAUAUAAUCUCAAAAGAAUGGGGAACUUGAAUUAUUUUCCAGGUCAAAAGUUCUUCUUCUUUGUGAUUUGUCAACAUUUGCAAACAUAAAACAGUAGGGGUGGUACUCUGAACAUAUUAUUGCCUUGGAUUGGACCUGUAUAGUGAUGUACCCUUCAUCUGUUGGAAUACUAGUUAAAAACCAAUCUCAGUAGUUGGUAGAUUUGUCAGUAGAGACACAAGGGGGGUGGGGUGAGGGGGGCCACUGCCCCCUCCCCCAAUCUUGGGAUAAAUUUAAAAACAUUAGAGUUAGACAUUUCAUUUUGCGGAUCUUCAAAUUUAUGUAUAAAAUAUUAACUUUCUUC
Molecule: messenger RNA, 3917 nt
Organism: Gryllus bimaculatus (two-spotted cricket)
Lineage: Eukaryota; Metazoa; Arthropoda; Insecta; Orthoptera; Gryllidae
Source: the annotation of a GenBank genome assembly